CGAAGAGGGCGCAUUGUGGGUUGGGUGAUCACGGCCUGAUGGGGUCGUGGCGCAAGGCCUACGGCGCCCUCAAGGACUCCACCACGGUUGGCCUCGCCAAGGUCAACAGCGAAUUCAAGGAAUUGGAUAUUGCAAUUGUGAAGGCAACCAACCAUGUCGAAUGCCCUCCCAAGGAACGGCACGUUAGAAAAAUAUUGCUGGCAACCUCAGCAAAUCGCCCUCGCGCAGACGUCUCGUACUGCAUGUAUGCAUUGUCAAGGAGAUUGUCCAAGACAAAGAACUGGAUAGUUGCCCUCAAGACAUUGAUAGUGGUACAUAGGCUUCUGAGAGAGGGUGAUCCCACAUUCAAGGAAGAAUUCCUGGCCUACUCAAGCAGGGGGAACAUUUUGUAUAUAGCCAAUUUCAAGGAUGACUCGAGCCAAUCAGCUUGGGAUUGUUCCGCAUGGGUUCGCACCUAUGCAUUCUUCCUGGAGGAACGGCUCGAGUGCUUUAGGGUUCUCAAAUACGACAUCGAAACUGAGCGUCUCGUGAGAUAUCCCCAGACUUCUAGCAAGGCACAUAGUAAAACCAGGAACCUACCUAGCCCAGAACUUUUGGAGCAGUUGCCUGCACUGCAGCAGCUGCUUUUCAGGGUUGUAGGCGUCCAGCCUGAAGGUGCUGCCUGCUCAAAUUACCUUAUUCAGUAUGCACUAGCCCUGGUUCUGAAGGAGAGCUUUAAGAUCUACUGUUCGAUUAAUGAUGGCAUCAUCAAUCUCGUUGAUAUGUUCUUCGAUAUGCCAAAGUAUGAAGCAAUCAACGCUCUGGCAAUUUACAAACGAGCUGGCCUGCAGGCAGAAAACCUUGCCGAGUUCUAUGACUUCUGCAAACAACUUGAGCUUGCCAGGACAUUCCAGUUUCCUACUCUCAGGCAGCCACCUGCAUCGUUUCUUGCAACAAUGGAAGAGUACAUCAGAGAAGCACCCCGACCCUCAAUCAAGAGUGAGCAGGAGAGCGAGGAGCCGAAGCUACUGACCUAUGACCAAGAAGCUCCAGAGGAACCCGAAAAUCCAGUGGAAGAGGAGAAAGAAGAACCUGAGCAAGAACCAGAACCUCAGCCUGUGCCUGAUCCAGAACCCCACCCACAGCAAACAACUGGAGAUCUACUAAACCUGGAUGCAGAGGUGAAUCCUUCAGUUGCAGAACUCGAAGAAAGCAAUGCAUUGGCGCUUGCUAUUAUAGCACCAGGUGACUGCAAGGCGUCAGUAUCUCAAAGUAUGUUUGAUGUCAACUCGUCUGGGUGGGAGCUGGCACUGGUCACUGCUCCAAGCACCCAUACAAGUCAAGCAGUUCAGACCAACUUGGCUGGAGGCUUUGACAAGCUGUUACUUGACAGCCUCUACGAAGACGGGGCAAGGAGGCAGCAGAUCGCCAGUGUGACCUACACAGGUAGCCUAGGAGCAGCCAACCCUUUCAGCGUCAAUGGCAACGAUCCGUUCGCCAUGUCCAGCAGCUUCGCACCACCGGCUAAUGUGCAGUUGGCACUGAUGACUCAAAACCAACAGCAGUACUACCAGGCGCAGCAGUAUUUCCAGCCACAGCAGCAGUAUUUUCAGCAGCAUCAACAGACGUCGGCAAUGCCAACACAAAACAUGUACCACCACCAGUAUCAGUACUCUGUGCCUCCAUCUGGAGCUCCAAACCCGUUUGGUGAUCCUUUCAGUGACCUUGCCCCAAUGGGUGCUCCUGGAAAACAGAGCAACUCAGUUUUUCUCUGAACUGGUUGUCACUUCUGAUCAUUCAAUUGAGUAGAGCAGCAAACCUGUACAGCACGAGUUUCUUGGCUGAGUGGAGGUGUUGUAUAUUAACUUUCUUUUGCAAUAUCCAAAUCUUGAAAUAUAACAUGAAUUAGUACCAGUUCUAUGCUGAA
Messenger RNA from Sorghum bicolor (sorghum), 1906 nucleotides. RefSeq names its product putative clathrin assembly protein At5g57200. The coding region runs from base 39 to 1754 and encodes 571 amino acids. Gene Ontology annotation, cellular component: clathrin-coated vesicle; clathrin-coated pit. The transcript is spliced from 15 exons. The record is from RefSeq and is a predicted model, not a curated record. Gene Ontology annotation, biological process: vesicle budding from membrane; clathrin coat assembly; clathrin-dependent endocytosis. Lineage: Eukaryota; Viridiplantae; Streptophyta; Magnoliopsida; Poales; Poaceae. Gene Ontology annotation, molecular function: SNARE binding; phosphatidylinositol-4,5-bisphosphate binding; 1-phosphatidylinositol binding.